AUGCUUUUUUAUGGAGUUCAUCAUCGAAAGGCUCUGUGCUAUCAUCCACUUGCUAAUGGUCAAGCAGAAGUGUCAAACCGAGAGAUUAAAAGUAUUUUAGAGAAAACUGUCAACAUAUCAAGGAAAGAUUUGUCAAAAAAGCUUGAUGAUUCACUGUGGGCAUAUCGCACAGCCUGCAAGACUCCGAUUGGUAUGUCACCAUAUCAGUUGAUGCUUGGGAAGGCACGCCAUUUACCAGUAAAACUUGAGCACCGAGCUUAUUGGGCGGUGAAAAAGAUGAACAUUGAUUUAUUUAUGGCGGGACAUAACAGCCUUCUAGAGUUGAAUGAGCUCGAUGAAUUUCGAAAUGAAGCCUAUGAGAAUACAAAGAUUUAUAAAGAAAAGUCUAAAGCAUUUCAUGAUAAAAGGAUAAUUAGAAAGGAUUUCUAA
Messenger RNA from Humulus lupulus (European hop), 429 nucleotides. RefSeq lists its product as uncharacterized. The record is from RefSeq and is a predicted model, not a curated record. Bases 1 to 429 code for a protein of 142 amino acids. The transcript has a single exon. Lineage: Eukaryota; Viridiplantae; Streptophyta; Magnoliopsida; Rosales; Cannabaceae. Gene Ontology annotation, molecular function: nucleic acid binding.